UCAAGUCACCUACUCUCCUCUCUACUCAAGAACAACCUCAACAANCAGCACCAUGUGUGGCUACUANGGAAACUACUAUGGNGGCAGAGGCUAUGGCUGNUGUGGCUAUGGAGGCCUGGGCUAUGGCUAUGGAGGCCUGGGCUGUGGCUAUGGCUCCUACUAUGGCUGUGGCUACCGUGGANUGGGCUGUGGCUAUGGCUAUGGCUGUGGCUAUGGCUCACGCUCUCUCUAUGGCUGUGGCUAUGGAUGUGGCUCUGGCUAUGGAUCUGGAUUUGGCUACUACUAUUGAGAAACUCAAGGACACCUCUUUCCCCUCAUGUAUGGUGCAAAGAUCCUCCAGCUUUAAGUCCCAAGACCUGACAGCAUCACAUAAAACUGGAAUAGUAUGGGGCUCUGAUGGUCUGAAAUACAUUGGCAUCCAUUUAUGACCAGCAUCCACUAUAAAUACCAUCUGUAUUCAGCUAUUUAUUCCAGAAACUUUGUAAAAGGUCAAUAAUAUUAAUUUUCUUCACUGUAUUUCCAAUAAAAUUUCUUAAUA
This is a messenger RNA of Mus caroli (Ryukyu mouse), 538 nucleotides long. The record is from RefSeq and is a predicted model, not a curated record. NCBI's taxonomy places the organism in Eukaryota, Metazoa, Chordata, Mammalia, Rodentia, Muridae.